AUGGAGCGGUCGCCGCGGCUGCUCCUCCUCCUCUUCCUCCUCCUCCUCCUCCUCCUCUUCUCCGCCGCCGCCGCUCCCGGGCGGCCCUGCGGCCCCGCCGGGCUCUCGCGGGACACGGUGCUGGGACGCCCGGGAGCGAACGUCACCUUGACCUGCCAGGACGAGGGGCUGGCGAACGUCACCGUGUCCUGGCAGGUGGAGGAGCGGGGGACGGCGGCGGUGGGGGGCCGCAGACGGCAGCUGGCGGAGGGCAACACGCUGCUCCUGCGGCGGCUGCGCUACGAGGACUCGGGGCGCUACAGCUGCUACGUGGGGGGCCAGCCGCUGCGCUCCCUGCGGCUGCUGGUAGAAGAGCCCCCCGAAACUCCCCGAGUCUCCUGCUACCGGCGGAGCCACGACAAAGAUGUCCUGUGCGAGUGGCCGCUUCGGGUGAAGCCGUCCCCGGGGACACGGGCGAUGCUCUGGGUGAAGCAGAGGUUCGUGGUUGAGAACGCCACGGAGCAGCGGUGCCGCUACUUCUCCAAGGCGCGGAAGUUUGUUUGCCGGGUGAAGGUGCCACCCGGCGCCGACGACACCAAACCCCUCGUGGUGUCCACGUGCGUCAACAACGGUGCCGGCAGCUCGGCCGGCGAGGACAGGAUCAUCACCCUCAGCAGCGUCCUGAAGCCCGACCCCCCCAUCAACGUGACGGUGGAGGCGCUGGAGAAGGCGCCGCAGCGGCUGCGGGUCAACUGGUCCUACCCCUCAUCCUGGGACCCCCGAUUCUACUGGCUCCGCUUCCAGGUCCGCUACCGCCCCGAGCCCGCCCAGACCUUCGCAGAGGUGGACCAGGUGACGACGACAUGGCUGGACAUCCGUGAUGCCUGGCGGGGGACGCGGCACGUGGUGCAGGUGCGGGCGCAGGAGGAGUUCGGCCAUGGCGCGUGGAGCGAGUGGAGCCGGGAGGCGGUGGGCAUCCCCUGGACAGACCCCCGGGACCUCACCUCUGAAAUGGGACCCUUCAGUUCGCAGUUCCCCAUGGAGGAUGGCACCUAUGGGGUCACGCUGCCCCCCGAGCUCUUCGGGGAAGAUGCUGCUGAUGGCGCUGGUGGGGCCAUCGUGGAAGCCAGCGCCCGCUCCAUGGCAUCCCCCUACGCCUUCCUGGUGGCCGGGGGGAGCCUGCUCCUGGGCAUCGCCCUCUUCGUUGGCAUUGUGGUGAGGUACAGGCAGACGUGGCGGACGGGCAGGCAGCGGGCGGCCAAGCCGGAGGGUGAGGGGCAGCACAUGCUGGUGCCCUUGGGCCCCCCCAGCCCCCCUCUCAGUGAGACCCCCCUGCUCCCCCCCCCCGGCCCGCUGGCCCCCGGGGCUCUCCACGUCACCAACUUGGACUAUUUCUUCUCAGAGCAGUAG
This is a messenger RNA of Gavia stellata (red-throated loon), 1389 nucleotides long. It is a transcript of the gene IL6R, whose product is annotated as interleukin 6 receptor. Gene Ontology annotation, biological process: cytokine-mediated signaling pathway. The transcript is spliced from 10 exons. Gene Ontology annotation, cellular component: membrane; external side of plasma membrane. NCBI's taxonomy places the organism in Eukaryota, Metazoa, Chordata, Aves, Gaviiformes, Gaviidae. Gene Ontology annotation, molecular function: protein binding; cytokine receptor activity. The coding region runs from base 1 to 1389 and encodes 462 amino acids. The record is from RefSeq and is a predicted model, not a curated record.